AUGGCGGACGUCCCUAUCGUGCUCGAUGGAGGAACCGGUUUCCUCAAGGUCGGAUAUGCUGGUCAGAACUUCCCCGAGCACCAGUUCCCCUCGAUAGUGGGGCGACCCAUCUUGCGAACGGAGGAGCAGGCGGGCGAUAUUGUGGUCAAGGAUAUCAUGUGCGGAGAAGAAGCUGCUGCUGCACGAUCAAUGCUUCAGAUCAGCUAUCCGAUGGAGAAUGGUAUUGUCAAGAAAUGGGAUGAUAUGCAGCACCUGUGGAAUUAUACCUUCUACGACAAGCUGAAGAUCGAUCCUGCGGGGCGCAAGAUCCUCCUCACGGAGCCACCUAUGAACCCUCUCAAGAACCGUGAGCAGAUGGCCGAGGUCAUGUUGGAAGGAUACAACUUUGGAGGUGUCUAUGUGGCGAUCCAGGCAGUGCUGGCACUGUAUGCUCAGGGUCUUUCUAGUGGUGUAGUGGUCGAUUCCGGUGAUGGUGUCACCCAUAUUAUUCCCGUCUAUGAGUCGACUGUUCUGAAUCAUCACAUCAAGCGCCUGGAUGUUGCUGGCCGUGAUGUCACCCGCAACCUGAUCGCCCUUCUCCUGCGUCGCGGCUAUGCGCUGAACCGAACGGCCGAUUUCGAAACCGUGCGCCAGAUCAAGGAGAAGCUUUGCUACGUCUCAUACGACCUGGAGUUGGACAAGAAGCUUUCCGAAGAUACCACGGUCCUAGUCGAGUCCUACACGCUUCCCGACGGUCGUGUGAUCCGAGUUGGCAGUGAGCGAUUCGAGGCUGCCGAGUGUCUUUUCCAGCCCCAUCUGGUUGAUGUGGAUCAGCCCGGUAUGGCGGAAUUGCUGUUCAACACCAUUCAGGGCACCGAUGUCGAUAUCCGAUCCAGCCUUUACAAGGCAGUUGUGCUGAGCGGUGGUAGCAGCAUGUAUCCCGGUCUCCCUUCACGGUUGGAAAAGGAGCUGAAACAGCUCUGGCUGACUCGGGUUCUGGGCGGCAAUCCUGAGCGUCUGAACAAAUUCAAGGUCCGCAUUGAAGAUCCCCCUCGACGAAGACACAUGGUCUUCUUGGGUGGUGCAGUCCUUGCCAAUCUCAUUGCCGACAAAGAGGACAUGUGGGUAUCAAAGCAGGAGUGGCAGGAACAGGGUGCUCGUGCCCUGGCCAAGCUUGGGCCCCGGUAA
Molecule: messenger RNA, 1167 nt
Organism: Penicillium diatomitis
Lineage: Eukaryota; Fungi; Ascomycota; Eurotiomycetes; Eurotiales; Aspergillaceae
Product: actin-related protein 2
Exons: 7
Coding region: 1-1167 (388 amino acids)
Biological process (GO): Arp2/3 complex-mediated actin nucleation
Cellular component (GO): Arp2/3 protein complex; actin cortical patch
Molecular function (GO): actin filament binding
Source: RefSeq, a predicted model, not a curated record